This is a messenger RNA of Phaedon cochleariae (mustard beetle), 3543 nucleotides long. NCBI's taxonomy places the organism in Eukaryota, Metazoa, Arthropoda, Insecta, Coleoptera, Chrysomelidae. The record is from the annotation of a GenBank genome assembly.
AUGAGUGAUGGAAAUCUUACUGAUGGUGCCGACAUGGCGGAUGAAAAUUUCGAGGAAGAUAUCGGCUUCGAAAAUGAUAUUGAUAUGAACAAAGACUUCCUGCCGCGGGGGCGAGGUCGUGGAGGAUUUCCCAAAGGACCGCCUCCUCGAUGGCCAGGUCCGCCUCCGGGCCUGCGCGGCGACCACCCCCGAUUCCGAGGCAGAGGCUUCGGUCCCGGGGGGCCGCCGCCCCCACCGUUCCGCGGCAGGGGUCCGAUGUUCCGAGGCCCGCCUCCGAGGAACCACCCGCCCGGAUUCAACGGCCCGCCCAACUUCGGCGGUCCCAAUUGGGGCUCGGGCCCGCCGCCACUGAUGGGGCUUGGUUUGCCCCCGGGAGGACCGCGGGGGCCGCACGGACCCCCACAAGGGCCGCCAGGGGGCCAAAACGGACCGGGCAAUUCGGCCGGUGGUCCGGCGUCGUCCGGUCAGAACCAGGGACCAGCCGGCGGGCCUGGAGGUCAUGCAGCUAAUUUGAAUAAUGCGCCGCCGCAACAGCAGCAGCAGGGUGGUCCGGGAGGUGUGGGGCCUCCGUCUUCUGCUCCCCCUAAUGCGGGAUUGGACUCGAAUUCUGAAAUAUGGGUUGAAACAAAAACAGGAGAGGGUAAGUCAUAUUACUACAACGCCAGGACCAGAGAGACUACAUGGACGAAGCCAGAUGCACCAAAUGUCAAGGUAAUUUCACAGGAUCAAGUGGAGGCCAUGGCGCAUGCUGCAACUACAGGUACCAUUGCGCAGAAUACUUCGACUGCUGCCCAGGCAGCUCUCGCCCAAGCUAGCGUCACUAACAAACAGGAAGACCCUGACGAUCACAAACAAGAACCGCCGAAGCAACCCAUCCCCACCGCCGCCGCAUCGGUGCUGCCGCCGCACGCCCUCCUUGGACCGCCGCCCGGCAUGUCGCCCUUCGGCGGCCCGCCCGGGCAGUUCGGCGCACCGCCCUUCGGCUUGCCGCCCCCUGGAUGGCCGCCAAUGGGGCAGCCGGGGUGGCCGGGACCGCCGCAGGGGGCGCCGUGGGCGAUGCCUCCAGGGUUGAUUACAGGAAUGCCAGGUGCCAUGGCAGCCAUUGAUGAAGCUGCUAUUAUGUCUAAAGUCGAUCCAGAAAUUAUCGCUAGAGCCUCUGAAUGGACUGAACACAAAGCACCAGAUGGCAGGUUUUAUUACUACAAUGCCAAGAAGGGAGAGUCUGUUUGGGAAAAACCACAACCACUGAAGGAUCUAGAGACAGCGAAACUGGCGGCGGCUCAGGGUAUCUCGACCCGCCCCCCCGCUGCUGCGAUGUCGGCCACCGACCCCCCGCCCGACUCAGGUAAGACGAACGGGCAGGGCGGGCCGGGCGGGCCGCCGACGGCCGUCGUCGUCGUGAACGGCGACGUUGCCGCCGCCUCCGCCGCCGCCGUGGCGGCCGAGGAGGAGAAGGAGUCGACGGCGGAGAAGAUCAGGCGGCUGCAGGAGGAGAUCAAGCGGAAGAAGGAGGAGGAGGAGAGGGCGAGGGAGCUGAAGGCGCAGGACAAGUCGCGGCCGGUGUCCAGCUCGCCCGUUUCGGGAACGCCGUGGUGUGUGGUUUGGACUGGUGACGGCCGCGUUUUCUUCUACAACCCGUCAUCGAGAACGUCCGUAUGGGAGAGACCGGAAGAGUUGUUGAAGCGGACCGACGUCGAUAAGAUGGUGGCCAGCCCUCCAGACGCCCUCGUGAACGCACCCAAAACCGAAAUGCCCAAAUCGCCGCAGAAAAAACGAUCGUCUGACGAUAGCGACAGCGAUGUGGAGGAGACUCCCAUCAAGAAAGCCAAAAUGGAUGAUCCCAAUGCAUCACAGCCAAGUUUAAAUGGCUCGAUGACUGCAGCGAAAAAAAUCGACAUUGGCAAAGAGGCGGCCAUAGAAGCGGAAGUGCGGGCGGCCAAAGAACGCGCCGUCAUCCCAUUGGAUACCAGAAUCAAGCUGUUCAAAGAAAUGCUGACCGAGAAGCAGGUGUCCGCUUUCAGCACUUGGGAAAAAGAACUGCACAAGAUCGUGUUCGAUCACAGAUAUUUGUUGUUGACAUCCAAGGAGAGGAAACAGGUGUUUGAGAAGUAUGUGAAAGAGAGGGCAGAGGAGGAGAGGAGAGAGAAGCGGAACAAGCUGAGGGAGAAGAAGGAUGCGUUCAGGAAAUUAUUGAGCGAGGCUAGUCUGCAUGGCAAGUCUUCAUUUAGUGAUUUUGCACAAAAGUGCGCGAAGGAUGAACGGUUCAAGGGUGUGGAGAAGAUGCGUGAACGUGAGAGCCUCUUCAAUGAGUAUCUCAUAGAGGUUAGAAAGCGGGAGAAGGAGGAGAAGAAUCAACGAAGAGAAUCGAUAAGGAAGGACUUUAUAGCCAUGCUCCGAGAACACUCAGAUAUUGACAGACACGCCCACUGGUCCGAUGUCAAGCGUAAAGUGGACUCCGAUUCCAGAUACAAGGCCAUCGAGUCUCACACACAUCGCGAAGAUCUGUUCCGCGAAUACUGCAAGAUCCUCAAAGAAGAGAAGAAGAAGGCCAAAGAGAAGGAUAGGGAACACAAGAAGGAUAAGGAUAAGCAUAAGAAGAAGGACAAAGAUAAGGAGAGGUCAAAGGACAAAGACAAGAGGGAGAAAGAUAAGGACAAGGAUAAGGAUAAGGAGAAAGAAAAGGAGAAGGAUAAAGAGAAGGAAAAAGAGAAGGAUAAGGAUGAAUCCAAGAACGAGGAUGAAGAAAUGUCUGGAAAAGAAGUUGAGGAAGUUGAGAAAGAAGAAUCCGAAGAUGAAAAAGAUAAGGAUCAGAAAGAGAAAGAUAAAGACAGACAGGCUAGGGCUGAAGCUAGUAUGCGUGAGAGGGAAAAAGAGGUUCAAAGAACGUUAGCGACGCAUAUGAGGGACAGAGAUAAGGAGAGAGAACAGCAUAAGAGAGACGAGGCAGUACAGCACUUCAACGCCCUUCUGUCCGACCUGGUGCGCAACUCGGAGCUGAGCUGGCGCGAGGUGAAACGGAUCCUGCGCAAGGACCACCGCUGGGACCUGGCCGACACCCUCUCCCGCGAGGACAAGGAGAAGCUGUUCAACGAGCACGUCGAGCAGCUGGUCAAGAAGAAGCGACAGAACUUCCGCGAGCUGCUGGACGAGACGGCGGACGUGUCUUUGGUGAGCACGUGGAAGGAGAUCAAGAAGAUCAUCAGGGACGAUCCGAGGUAUUCGAAGUUUGCCUCCAGUGAAAGGUGCGAAAGGGAGUUCAAGGACUACAUGAAGGACAAACUCAUCCUCGCCAAGGGCCAGUUCAAAGAGCUCCUGCAAGAGACCAAACUGAUCACUCACAAAUCCCUGGCGACGCUCAGAGAGAACCAGGCGCACAUGCAGGAGAUCGAGGACAUCCUCAAGAACGACAAGCGCCACCUGGUGCUCGACCACAUCCCGUCGGAGCGCACGCAGCUGGUGCUCAACUAUUUGGAGGAGUUGGACAGGCGGGGGCCGCCACCACCGCCCACGGCCAGCGAGCCCAACAGGAGGGGCGGCAAGUGA